Messenger RNA from Raphanus sativus (radish), 2855 nucleotides. RefSeq names its product protein argonaute 9. Gene Ontology annotation, molecular function: protein binding; RNA binding. Gene Ontology annotation, biological process: regulatory ncRNA-mediated post-transcriptional gene silencing. The coding region runs from base 1 to 2721 and encodes 906 amino acids. The record is from RefSeq and is a predicted model, not a curated record. Gene Ontology annotation, cellular component: cytoplasm. NCBI's taxonomy places the organism in Eukaryota, Viridiplantae, Streptophyta, Magnoliopsida, Brassicales, Brassicaceae. The transcript is spliced from 22 exons.
AUGGAUUCUAAUGAAGCAAAAGGGCUACCACCUCCCCCACCUGUAGUUCCACCAAACCUUGUACCUGAGCAUAUCAAAAAGACCACUCUUCUUCCAAUGGCUCGGCGUAGCAUCGGGUCCAAAGGAGUGAGGACACCUCUUCUUACCAAUCACUUCAGAGUCAACUUCAACAACGCAAAUGGCCACUUCUAUCAUUACAGUGUCGCUAUUAAAUAUGAAGAUGGGAGUCCAAUGGAGGCUCAACGUAUUUUUAGGAAGAUUCUUGAAAAGGUUCAGGAAACGUAUCUAACAGAAUUAGGAUCCAAAUACUUUGCUUAUGAUGGCCAGAAGAAUCUGUUCACCGUUGGUGCUCUUCCUAGCAACAAAAUGGAUUUCUCAGUCGUUCUUGAAGACACAAUUUCUAGCAGAAACAACACUGGAAAUGCUAGUCCAAAUGAAACAAAUGACGCAGACAGGAAAAGAUCAAGGCGGCCACACCGAUCCAAGAAGUUCGUGGUUGAGAUAAGCUAUGCUGCAAGGAUCCCCAUGCAGGCCCUUGCAAGCGCUCUUCAGGGAAGGGAAACAGAUAAUCUUCAAGAUGCUACAAGAGUGUUGGAUGUCAUUUUGAGACAGAAUUCAGCUAGGCAAGGUUGCCUACUCGUUCGCCAAUCAUUUUUUCACAACGAUGCUCAGAACUUUAUAAACAUUGGUGGAGGUGUAGUUGGUGUCAGAGGGUUCCACACAAGCUUCAGAACUACUCAGAGAGGCUUAUCCUUGAACAUCGACACUUCAACUACAAUGGUAGUACAACCAGGCCCUGUUAUUAAUUUCCUUCUUGCAAAUCAGAAUGUGAAUCACCCAAACUAUCUUGACUGGAAUAAGGCUAGACGUGCUCUCAAGAAUCUCAGAGUUAAGGUUUCCCCCUCAAAUAGAGAAUAUAAGAUAACUGGACUAAGUGAAGAGCGCUGCAAAUAUCAAAUGUUUACUAUGAAUUCUAAAAACAAUAAGGGGGUAGUUGAGGAGGUUCAGAUGACGGUGUACCAUUACUUCACCGAGAUUCGCGGUCUCAAACUGGAAUAUUCAGGUGACUUUCCUUGCAUCAAUGUUGGUAAGCCAAAGCGCCCAACUUACAUUCCCAUUGAGCACUGUGAACUUGUGAGUCUACAGCGUUACACAAAAUCGCUUAGUAGUUUUCAGAAGGCUUCCUUGGUAGAAAAUUCUAGGCAGAGGCCACAUGAAAGAAUGGCUUCACUUGCCAACGGUCUGAAGAAUAGCAACUAUAAUGCUGACCUUGUGUUGCAAGAAACUGGUGUAAGCAUUGGCUCUAGCUUCAUUCAAGUGGAGGGUCGCGUUUUACCAGCACCAAGGCUGAGAAUGGGCAAUGGAGAGGAGUUUCAACCUCGCAAUGGGCGUUGGAACUUCAAUUAUAAGAAACUUGUUGAGCCAGCCACGGUUACUAGAUGGGCUGUUGUGAACUUCUCUGCUCCAUGUGACACAGAUAGUCUUAUUUCUGGCCUGAUUAGAUGUGGAAGGUCGAAAGGAAUCAAUGUAGAACCUCCAUACAAAGAUGUCUUUCAAGAAAAUCCUGGGUUUAAGGAUGCACCACCUAAUAUCAGAGUAGAAAAGAUGUUCGAGCAGAUGCGAUCUGAACUAGGAAAAAAGAAACCUCUAUUCCUUCUUUGCAUUCUUGCAGAAAAGAAAAACUCUCUUGUUUAUGGUCCAUGGAAGAAGAAGAAUCUUAUUGAACAUGGAAUUGUGACUCAGUGUAUUGCUCCUCCAAAAAACAUAAAAGAUCAGUAUAUCACCAAUGUUCUCCUCAAGAUAAAUGCCAAGCUCGGUGGACUGAACUCCUUGUUAGCUAUGGAGCGCUCACAAGCAAUAAUGCCUUUAGUAACACAAGUUCCUACCUUCAUUGUUGGGAUGGAUGUAUCUCAUGGUUCCCCUAGUCAGUCUGACGUACCAUCGAUUGCUGCGGUUGUGGGAUCCAGAGAAUGGCCGCUCAUCUCAAAAUAUAGGGCAUGCGUGCGCACACAAUAUAGGAAAGUGGAAAUUGUUGAUAAUCUCUUCAAACCUGUCGCCAACGAAAAGGGAAUACUCGUAGAUGAAGGAAUUUUCUGGGAGCUCUUGUUCGACUUUUACUCAAGCUCCGGGAAGAGGAAACCUGAGCACAUUAUCAUUUUCAGGGAUGGUGUGAGUGAUUCACAGUUCAAUCAAGUUCUUAACAUUGAAUUGGAUCAGAUGAUGCAGGCAUGCAAGUUUGUUGAAGAAAAUUGGGAACCCAAGUUCACAGUGAUCAUUGCACAGAAGAACCACCACACCAAGUUCUUCCGGGAUGGAUUCCCUGACAAUGUUCCUCCAGGAACAAUAGUUGACAGCAGGAUCUGUCACGCACACAACAAUGACUUCUAUCUCUGUGCCCAUGCUGGAGUCAUGGGAACUACAAGGCCAACACAUUACCAUGUUCUCUAUGAUGAGAUUGGAUUUUCGACAGACGACCUCCAAGAACUUGUUCAUUCUCUAUCCUAUGUCUACCAGAGGAGCACCAGUGCCAUCUCAGUCGUUGCACCUAUUUGUUAUGCUCAUUUGGCGGCUGUACAGAUGGGAACUGUGAUGAAAUUUGAGGACACGUCUGUGUCUGAGACAUCAUCGAUCCAUGCUGGGAUCACGAGAUCUGGAGAAGCCCCUGUGCCACCCAUGCCGAUGUUGAACUCGGAAGUUGCAAGCUCCAUGUUCUUCUGCUGAAGGAAACGUCCAGUCCGCCGCUUUUAAUUUUCUUUGCUUUAUCCAACAAAACUUUAAAUCCCCCUUAGACUCCUCUUCUUUUUAUAUAUGAUAUUCAGUACGCUCCUUUAAGUGUUUUGCUGCCCUUUGUUGGU